UUUAAAAAUGAAUUUGUAAAUUCGAACUAAAAUAUGUAAGUGUGGAAAAAUAAAUUGUAAAUUAAUAAAUUAAGUAAAUAAAAAAAUAUGACUAAACUUAAAACUGCAAGCAAAAAUUAAAAGAUUUAAAUUAAGGAGAACACACUGAAACAAGUUUCGGCUGAGUUUACCUUUCUGCUCCCCGCCUCUGCAUUCAGUCCAGAGAUUUACGAUUACGUUCAGUUUUUUUUUUCGUUUACGAAGCUGAGCCUGAUUUUAUGAGGGGGCGGGCUUUGUGCUCAUUGGCUACAUGGAAAAUAAUUGACAUCCAGGUGAAAGCGCCUAGAUUUGACGUCAUUUCCGGCCGUUCAGUGUGGCGCGGCUGUUAACGCGGCAUCGGAGCGGUGUGAGCUGGCCAGCGGCGGUGUAUGGCGCGAUGGAUGACCGACGUUCAUCUGCAGAAAUGUUGGAGAAGCAGGUUAUGGCCAGGCUUCUUCUGAGAGUUGAAGAGGCAAGUCGUCAUCCAUUGGAUCUUCAUUUCCUGCAUUUUGUCUGCAAUCAUGAGCUGACUUUCAUCCAGUCACUUACCAACCAGAUUUCCAUUCCUCAAGAUGUGAUAAUGGCCCUGUCCAACCUCAGUGAAGUGGUGGCUGCAAAACUUGAAGAAGGGACUGUACAUCCAAUAGGCACAGAGUUGGUUGAAGGAAUUACAGGCCAACAGAAAUACAUGGUCAAUAAAGAGUGUCUGCAGAAUUUAGUAGAUUUGGAUCUAUCGAUCCCAAGCAUAUCAGCUGUUAUGGGCAUUUCGAAAUCAACAGUUAAACGUGCACUACGUGAAAAUGACAUAUCUAUAAGAAGAUCAUACAGCAGUAUUUCAGAUGACCAACUGGAUGAUAUUGUGGGAUCUAUUAAGAUAACAGCACCAAACAUUGGGUCGCGGAUGCUAAAGGGAAGACUACGUGCACUUGGUCAUCGCAUUACAUGGACAAGGAUAUGGGCAUCGUUGAAGCGUGUAGAUGCUUUAGGUGUGGCGACCAGAGCCACACGUGUUGGAUGUGUGGUCAGGAGAUCCUACACUGUGCAGGCGCCACUUUCCUUGGUUCAUGUAGAUACAAAUCAUAAACUCAUAAGGUAUGGGUUUGUCAUAUUUGGAGGCAUAGAUGGCUUUUCUAGAAAGAUCAUGUACUUGGAUGCCUCAACUGACAACAAAGCAUCUACUGCCCUUGGAUUGUUUUUGGGAUCUGUUGAGAAGAAUGGACUUCCCUUGCGGGUUCGAGGAGAUCAGGGAGUAGAAAAUGUGGACAUUGCAAGAUAUAUGUUCACAGUACGUGGAUGUGGAAGAGGAAGUUUCAUGUCAGGAAAGAGUGUUCACAAUCAGCGCAUAGAAAGACUAUGGCGGGACCUGUGGAUGGCAGUCACAAGCACAUACUACCAUAUGUUGCACAGCCUUGAAGAGGAGGGUUCACUGGACCCCACUAGCUAUCUACACCUUUUUGCUGCCCAUUAUGUGUUCCUACCCCGACUACAGUUAGAACUGUGCAGCUUCAUUCAUGGAUGGAAUAAUCAUCCUCUCCGAACAGAGCAGAACCUGACACCAAACCAACUCUGGGAGAUAGGGCGGGCACAAAAUCCAGUCUGCUCAGCAGAACAUCAACAGCACGAUGUUGAGCAAUGUCCUGCAGUUGUUGAAGAUGGGGAAGAACUUCCAGGUGUUGUGGUCCCACCUGCGACAUGUCCUCUCACACAGCAGGGUCUUGAAGACCUCAGAGCCACCAUCAAUCCCAAUGGACCAUCAGAUGAUUAUGGACGAGGACUGUACAUCUCUGUUGUAAACUACGUUGAGCUUCACAGCUCACUCUAAAAUGCAAAAUGUCAUUGCAAGGCGUAAGUUAUUAAAAGGAUAAAUAAACAUGUAGGCAUAUUUGAAACAUCAAUAAAUUAACUACAUACUUUG
Molecule: messenger RNA, 1933 nt
Organism: Nothobranchius furzeri (turquoise killifish)
Lineage: Eukaryota; Metazoa; Chordata; Actinopteri; Cyprinodontiformes; Nothobranchiidae
Source: RefSeq, a predicted model, not a curated record